AUGGCUGAUGAAGCUGCUGUACACUGUUUGGUGCUCUUGGUGGGUGACGUGGUUCAAACAGAAGAGCUUGAAAGCAGGUUGGCCAGUCUACCACUGAAAGGUGCGGUAAUAGAAAUCUUGUUGGAGGAGAAGCUCAAUGUAGAGGAGGUCAAUGUGGAUGAUUCGGCCGUAGAGAUGGUUAAGGAAUGGUUGCUGACCUUGAGGGGCACGGAGUUGGAUGGCAAGUUGCGUGAAAGCACGCCAGAACAGCCUGACCUAGAGGUGGAAGAGCAAGCUGUCGAGGAUCCCAUGCCGGCGACAUACAUUGUGGACGGCCCGAGCUCGAAGUGGCUUCAAAGCAUGCUGGAUGGAAGCACGGAAGAAGGUCGCUCCCGACUGCGUAUGUGGCGGGACAAAGUUUUGCUAGCUGUGGAAAGCAUGCAGAGCACUUGCGUAGCAGCUGUCCCGUUGGUCUUGGCUCGUUCUCCAGAGGAUGUCACUUUCCCGUUGCAAAGUCCGGGCUAUUCCGAGAAGCAAAGAGCAGCGGACAAAUUCGACGGGCAGCUGGAGGCCGAUGUGCGUGAUCCGGACAAACGCAGGAUGUGUAUUGCAGUUUGUCCCAAGCUGGGCCAAUCAAACUGCCUGAAGCAGGAUGCUGCGAACGAUGCCAACAACAUUGGUCGCUUGAAAAGGGAUGCCCCACAGACAGGCUCUGUACUGUCGACGUUACCCAGUUACCUGAGAUCGCCGCAAGCCACUGUCGGUUGCUCGCAUGGGUCAUGUUUGCGGAAGCAAGCUAUGUGGGAAGCUGUGAAGUCCGACACAGAAACUGCAACCGGAGAAGAAACUGCAUACUUAGCUGCGUUCGCAGCUGAUGCAUCCCGAAUUGUUGAGCAUGCAGGGCUCCAUUCCCACACAGCUUCAUGCUACAAAUAUGACAGUAGUUCUGAGAAAGACAGAAAGCCGCAACACUGUCGGUUUGGGUAUGUGCACUUUGUCACAUUGUGGUGUUGGAACUCGGUAGUCCGACGUGGCAAGCAAAUGAAAGUGGCUGUCCAGCGUGUCUUCGCUCGAUUUGGGAAAGACCCUGUUCUGCCGCGAGGUUAUCAGAGAACAGAAGCAGAAACUCGGGCAGGCGUGCAGGCUAGUGUGACAAUGUUUGCAGGGCAUCAUCCGGGGCUUGGGAGCCAAAUCAAUGCAAGGGAAAGCACAGAUAGACCUGGCCGCAUCAACACUAUUCGGUUGCAUCCAAGGGAAACUUCAACCUUAAUUGGCGGACUUGUUGUGCAUCGUGGCAAUUUAGAUUACCAAGACCUCCGGACUGUGCUGGAUGAUCCUGACCGGGACGACGUGCAAUUGCCGCUUGAGAUCAAAGUGCAUCAAACAAACGGAAUGCAGCAGUGCCGCGGUUUGUUGCAACACAUCGGCUUGCUUGCCUCCAAGUCCUACGCUGUGAAAAGCUUGCGGGGGUGGCUGUGCAAAAAAGAUUUGAAGAACUUGAUGUUGGCGCGUCGCACUUUCUUUUGGCAGUCUGAGCCACGUGCUGGGAAGGCAGAAUUACCACGCGUAGGCGAUCGUGAGCGAGAUGCAGUGUGGAAACGCUUUGCGCGAUCGGUCGUGGACGGAGUAAUAGAAGCAAUGAGGAGCGCAACACAGAUUGGAUUCUACGUGUGCGACUAUUCCACAAAACCGAAUGUGACGACUGGCCGGACGCUUCAGUUUAUGCACCGUGGCAUGCAGCGGCUUGAGGCGGAGUUGCAGGAGAAGGAACAUGUCCGAAAGGUGCUGGACAUGGAAGCAAGCGGGCUUUUGCAUGACCCUGCAAGACUGUCUGCAAGUGAGCCGGUCAAGGCAACCUUGUCAGAAGCUGAGCAAAGGCAAGAUAAAGUGAGAAGAAUUUUGAUUCGUCUCUGGAGUGCGGCCAACUAUUCCUUGUUGAAAGGAAGCUCCUUGCAAUUGGUUCAUUUGCUGACCCGCCGAGAAGCUUUCCGAACGCAUCGCUACUGGCAAGUCUUGACGAAGCGCUUAGUCUGGGGAGGACACGAAGCGUUGCGGAGAGAUGAGACAAGGAUGGCAGAACAGGGUGACCAAGAGGGCGAUGUCAUGUUGACGGAGGUGCAUCUUGAGAGGGUGGAUGGUCAAUAUACACUGCAAGCGUCCAACGACGCUUUCUUGGACGAUUGGUUUCACCGAGGAUCAGCGCUCGGUUGGAUGUGCCACUAUGUGUACGCAAUGUAUGUGAAGGUCGUGCCUCGGACAGAGGAAUUUCAAUAUGACCGGGUAAUUCCGUUCGUGAGCCACUACAAGAAACACACUGGUUUCGUGCAAGUCUUGGAAGCCUCGCCGAGGGUUCCAUACAUGGUCGGCUUCACAAUGCCUUCGAGACAUGGCGAUGCUGCUACCAAUGCCUUAUACCACUUGUGCUUGAUGAAGCCUGGCAGCAUGUGCCGGGGCCAAUGUGAUGACGUGGGAUGGCUUUCUGGACACGUCAUAUCUCAUUGUUGGCCAAGACAUCAGCGAAAUAUGUUUGGUUUCACCUGGCCUACAAGAAAAGCUCCCCGCAAGAGAGGAGAAGGGCGAUUCACAGAAGCUUGGAAAGCCUGGGAAGCAUUGCAGUUGACAAGGGCCCAGCGAGGGUGGCGGAAGUUGAAAGCAGAACGCCGAGUAGCAGUGUUAGACGAUGUUGCAUCUUUUCGAAGCUGGUAUUUGCCAAAUGCUGCAAAAGAAACUGUGGUCCAAUCAUGGUUGCUCCCAUGGUUGCUUGGGCAUUUUCGGCAUGUCUACAAAGGACCGUGGAAAGAAAAGCGGGCAAACACGCAAGUGAAUCCAAAAUAUUCCCGCGCGCAAUUUCAAGCGCUGCAUCCACUUGGUUUGGCUUGUUUGCCUGCAUUGCCGCAUUCGGUGGCAGUGACUGUGCUUCGUUUUGCUGGCGAUGUGAAGACGGAAGACGGACAAGUUCUAAUCAUAGCAGAUGAGGAGACCACUCAGAAGCGACAGUUGCAGAACUUCUCCAAACCUGCAUCCGUGCUCUUCACAGGAACUGGAGUACACAUGCAUCAAUUGUUUCCGGAGGAAUUUGCCGCAACCAUACAAGCAGAAGUGUCCUGGAACAUGGACCUGCUAGCAGAGGCGCGGAAAAGACCGAGGCCAAAUGUGGUGUCGGUAUUCGAGGAGGAAGGGGAUGAGGCGCUGGGGGGAACAUGUGCUGCAAGGAUAGAAGCAGGGGAAGCCCAGAACUCUGAAAACGAAUCGGAGUAUGAUGCGAUAGUGGAACGGCCUUACUCAGAAGAGCGUGGGUUGCAAUACAAGCCUUCUAUCGAAAUUCAAAACGCCGAUGUGCUGGAAGUGGUGCACCGUUUGCAUGGAUGGAAAGAUGGUCGAGGCGCGUAG
This is a messenger RNA of Cladocopium goreaui, 3369 nucleotides long. The record is from the annotation of a GenBank genome assembly. NCBI's taxonomy places the organism in Eukaryota, Dinophyceae, Suessiales, Symbiodiniaceae.